AUAGUAAAAAGUUGAAGUUAAAAGUUGCAAAAACAUUUUACUUAAAACUACACGUCUCAUGGGACACCUGGCGAUCACUGAAACUACUACAAACCAUAAAUAACUGGAAAAUUUGGUGCCAUGCUUAAAUGGUUAAAACAUUUCAUCUGGUGGAGCCAUUAAAUAAAAAGUUAGGCAAUUGCUUAAAAGUAAUUAGAAUUUAUUCUUUCAGUUUCAUAUCUACAUCAAAUUUAUCAUCUUCAAGAAUAAGAAGAAAUGACUGAGCAGAGUCUCUGGGGAAUAACAAUAUCUGAAGAGAAAUUUAGAUUUAAGGGAAACAUGUAAUUUUUCUAACUACAGACGCCAAAGGAGCAAUUGUAAACAUCCCUUGCUAUCCGAGUCAAUAAAAAGAUAAUGUCUGUAACUGGCUUCCACAAACAUUGACUUUAUUGCUGUGCAAAUAGAACUACUCAGUUGGAAUGUUAGAGAGAGGUGUAGCCAGAGAGGUCUGAGAAAUUAGCAUUGUGAAAGUUGCGUAACAUUAGGUAAACAAGCUCUUUCAGAGAACAUUGCAGUUCAUGUUGGAUGACUGCAUCAGUUGUUCAGAUUUGAGUUGUCACACUCACACUGACCUAAGGUAGGAAGUGACGCGCUUGUCAUAGCAGUGAAGGGGGUGUGGUAGUUAAGCUAUUGGAUAAAGGGACUGCUGCUGUUGUUAAUCUUGAGACGGGGUUUAAGGUUCACCUAACACGCAAGUCAAAAUGAAGAGUCUGGUUGUGUAUUGUGGACUCAUCCUGGCAUUUCUUUCGAGCUGCACAGAACAGGCCGGGGUAAAAAGACAGGACAAAGCAGGUUCUCCUCAAGGAACAGACUGCACACAGAUUAAGACUCUGUCACCACGAGCAUCCAGUGGCGUUUAUACGAUCCAGCCAAAUGGAGCCGCGACCAAGUUUAAGGUCUACUGUGAGAUGCAUCCAGAUGGAGGCUGGACGGUGUUUCAAAAACGAAGCGGAGGAGCCAUUUCUUUCCACAGAAAAUGGGCAGCAUAUAAAACUGGCUUUGGAAACCUGACACAGGACCACUGGCUCGGGCUGAAUAAGAUUUUUUAUCUUACCAAAGACAAGUCCAAGAAGUGGACAAUGAGGGUGGAUCUGUGGGAUCAUGAAGAUGGGACUGCUUUCGCUGAGUACAAAAACUUUAGACUGGGAAAUGAGAAAACUGCGUUCAAACUACAUGUUGGGAAGUACCAUGGAAAUGCAGGUGAUGCCAUCCGUGGUGCCUAUAAAGGCAUUGAUCAGAAUGGCUAUGGCUUUAGCACAGUUGACCGCGAUAGUGAUGGCUGCUCCCCCUGCAUCUUUGGUGACAUUGCUGUUGGAGCAUGUACCGUUAGAGAGGGCGGCGGGUGGUGGUACAGCAAGUGUGGGUCCGCCAAUCUAAACGGUGACUGGCAUUCCUACGGUGAACACAUAGGUUGGGCUUCGGGCCUCCACUGGCGCACCUGGAAACCACCUGCACCAUACUCAGCCAAGGCCACAAGAAUGAUGAUCAAGUCGGUGUGAAAGGAACCUCCUCAAAUUAUCAAGUGCUGAUUUUCAUUCUGCAAAAAACUUUCAACAAAGCUUUUAAGAAAAGUAACUGUGAAGGAGAUAUGUAAAAUACAAUGCUAAAAGCAUGAAAAUCAGUGUAUUGUUAAUGCUUAGUCAUUUCUGUACUAAACUGAAAAACAUGCCUUCCAGAUAAUCAAGUUCUACCCGAGGUCUCUUCCUGUUAAAGCACUGCUUACCCUCUCUUUUUAUGUAUUAAAAAUAAUUUUACAAGAACUAAAAUAUGCCAGAGUCAACAUUAUUAGCCCCUCUGUUGCCAGUAAUUAUGUUGAAAAUCCUUUUUGCUGGAUAACAGCCAGCAGUCCUUUGUUGUCUUUUUCAACAAGUCUCACAUGCACCACCUGAGCAGUCCUAGACCAUUCUUCUUUGGCAAAUCUCUUAAACUUCUCCAGAUUUGACCAUCUUCUGGCAUGGUUCUUGGUCUUCACCCCUGAGAAUGGGAUUCAAAUCAGGGCUAUGUGCAGACCAGAAUGCCAACGUAUAUUUUUGGAGAUUGUCGUGUUGAAAAUGGUAAAUGGCCUGUAUUUAUAUAGCGCUUUACUAGUCCCUAAGGACCCCAAAGCGCUUUACAUAUCCAGUCAUCCACCCAU
Haplochromis burtoni (Burton's mouthbrooder) is the source of this 2173-nucleotide messenger RNA. Its product is annotated as angiopoietin-related protein 5. Gene Ontology annotation, molecular function: receptor tyrosine kinase binding. The record is from RefSeq and is a predicted model, not a curated record. The transcript has 7 exons. The coding region runs from base 741 to 1538 and encodes 265 amino acids. NCBI's taxonomy places the organism in Eukaryota, Metazoa, Chordata, Actinopteri, Cichliformes, Cichlidae. Gene Ontology annotation, biological process: Tie signaling pathway; angiogenesis.